Molecule: messenger RNA, 15530 nt
Organism: Coregonus sp. 'balchen'
Lineage: Eukaryota; Metazoa; Chordata; Actinopteri; Salmoniformes; Salmonidae
Source: the annotation of a GenBank genome assembly
AUGUCCAGGUCGAACACCAUGGACAGACAGACAGACAGACAUACAGACAGAAAGACAGAGGAACAGACGAACAGACGAACAGACAGACAGGUAACUGGGACGAGAGCCAGGUCCCAGUCAGUGUAGAGAGGAAGUCUGGACUGAUUCAAGGGGAACACUGGUUUCCUUCUUGUGAAAGUGGUGGCCCCCACUCCUUGGCUGACGUGCACAGGAACCUCUUCUUGCAGCCUGGCAUCGUGUUUUGGACGGUCACAGGAUGUUUGGAAUGGUGGGCGGCGAUGGUGGGAUGGUGGGAUGGUGGAGGGAUGGGCGCUACCCUUUGAAGUUUGUUUGUCCGGUAGUGUUCGGUGGGAAAGUUAGUUAGGACACCCCCCUCCGACUGAUCGACAACCCUCUUACCCCUCCGCCACCUCCCCCCGUCUCUGACUGUCUCACACCUCGGCUUCCUUGCUUCUAAUUUUAGCUCCAUUCAAAACAGAGUAGAGCUUCCUCCUUCAGAACACUUCAUCCGCUGUUUGUGAUGCUUCAUGCUUUUUCAACUCUAUAGGACAGAGAGAGAGAGCGAGAGAGAGCGAGAGAGAGCAAGAGAGAGAGAGAGAGAGAGAGAGAGAGAGAGAGAGAGAGAGAGAGAGAGAGAGAGAGAGAGAGAGAGAGAGAGAGAGAGAGAGAGAGAGAAUAAGGAGAUCAGGAGAAGAGCAGAGAGCAAAGGAUAUAAGCAGAUACAAGAAAAAAUGGAAACAGAGAAUCUAUGUGGACUUCCUCAAUUAUUUGGGCUAAUGCACAUCAUAGUUCUCAUACUCUUCUGUGUUCUUAUCCCUCACUUGUCUUGUCUUUCUCCCCUAGGCCUCCUCUUCCUCCCAGAACAGCACAGCCAUGUUAACCUCAGAUGGCUCCCCCUCUCCCCACACCACAUGGGUCUCCACCCCCACCCUGACCCUGGCCAUGACUGACUCAGACCCCCAGGACACAGACAUGACCCUCUGGAGUGAGGCCGAGUUCCAGGAGAGGUGCACCUACAUCUUGAAGGACCACCCGUUGGACCCGGGUAACCACCCAGAGAACCAGAACAAGACCAAGGCUGAGAGGUCUCUACCCCAAAACUUGGUCCUGAAACGCUGCCCUGACUCUGCAGAGGUAGGGUAUACUGAAAGCGUGACGACCACACUUUCCUGUGUAUGGGGGGGAUGUGUUAAAAAAAUUAGAGUUGAGAGUGAAAGAGUUAGUAUUUGAAUGCAGGUAUGUGUGAGUGUUUGUGUUUUCGUGUGUGGGAGAGUGAGUAGGCGUGGUGUUUCUUUGUGGGGGCCUUCUAGUGUGUUUGGGUGUGUGUGUGUCGGUGUGUUUGCGUGCACACGGGCACGUUUGCGCACAUGCAUGAGAAUUUAUGCCUAUCUGUUCAUAUGGGUCUGUGUAAUGUGUGUGUGUGUGUGUGUGUGUUUAUGCAUGUGCAUACAGCUGUACUAUAUUUGUUCUGUGUGUGCGUUUUGGAAAACUCACCUUACAUCACUCCCAUAUCCACCAAUCCUUCCUUCCAUCCUUCCUCGGGAGGAGGAAAUGCUUGACACAUUGUUGACUAAUUCCAGCUUUUCCUCUCUGUGUCUUUUACGCUGUGUACAUCUUACGACAGAUGGCAAGACAAUAGCCAUGGACGCAUCCUAAAUGGCACCCUAUUCCCUAUAUAGUGCACUGUUUUUGACCAUAGGGUUUCCCUAUGGGCCCUGGUCAAAAGUAGUGCACUAUAUAAUGAAUAGGGUGCCAUUUGGGAUGCAGCCCCAGUCUUCAGAGCCACAGCCUGGGGUCAAUAUGAUUAGUUAGUACUUUACUUUACAUUACCGGUUCCCAAUGUCCCUUGCCAUUAAACUGUAAAGCAGAGACACUGAGACCCGCGCUACUGAUCGUAAAUAAUCUCAGGUCGAAGAAGAAGUGUAUCAGCUAGUUUGAUCAACAUGAAAGAAGGAAAGUGGUUGGGCGGGCAGGUUGAUGUUUAGGGUCAAAUCCUAAAUUCCACUUAGGUAACCAUAUCAUUAUUUUUAUGCAUUGAUGAGUGAAAAGUACAUUUAAGAGAAAACCGGAUUCACGCCUUACUGAACAGGAGACAGGAAUGAGACUGAGGCCAUGUUUGAAAUCUUUCAAAAUGGAUCCUUCCUACCACCCUUCCUUGAAGUGUUCACAGAUCUAAGAUAUAAGAUGACUGGAUAGGUGAAAGUAACGGUUCCACUGGAUUGCUGUCAUCUGUCCAAAUCAGUGAUUGUAUCAAGAGAGGUAGGGAGGAACGAUGCAUUUUUCAGAGUGUUCGAACAUGACUCGAAUCAAAGUGUGUCUGAUGUAAGGGCAUGGACAGCGUUUGUCAAUAUGAAUUUGUUCAAAUUCAGGGUCUCUUCCUAUUCCCUCUUUGUCUUUGAGUAGCUUGUUCAGUCAGUCAGUAUCAGGGUUGAAUAUUUUCCCGGUAUUUUACAAAUGUUCCAUCCCGAGAACAAAUCACUUUUCUCCCGGGUAACCCGGUAUUUCCCGCCAAAACCGGAAGUGUCAUUCAAAAGCAUUAUAAAGCAUAUAAAUAUGUCUAGAUUUGAUUAGAGCUUUGAUCAGCAUGAAUAUUCAAACCUGAUGCUACCUGAGCCUGAUGACACAUAUAUUAAAUACAUUUUAUGUGUCCUACAUUAACAGUUGGUACUUUAAUGAGCCCAAGCCCAAGAAAAGCCCCAAAAUUGUGCCUUUAUCCAAUACAUACUGUAUUGUGCCCAUAUGAACACAUUUAUUUUAGGCCAUAUAAAGAACAGCUAUGCAUGAUUUAAUGAAAAGCAGCAAACAGACACAACAUUGUUCACAUUAUUUAAUAAAAGACUCAUAAACAGAAGAAGGCAAUAGGCUAUACAGCUGGAUUCACAGUUUCCCCGCCAAAUAGCCCGCCUACAAGGAAACUCAACAUAUCUCGACGACGUUGAGUGUGCGAUGGGGGUCUGUGCGCUGUGUAGUACAUUCCACAAAAAGUGUUGCUCUACAAAAAUACAUGUAAUAUUCAGAUCCCUUGACUUCCACAUAUUGUUACAUUACAGGCUUAUUCUGAAAUUGAUUCAAAUGUUUUUUCCCCUCAUCAAUCUACACACAAUACCUCAUAAUGAAAAAGCAAAACCAGGUUUUUAGAAUUUUUGCAAAUGAAUAAAAAACUAAAAACUUAAAUAUCACAUGUACAUAAGUAUUCAGACCCUUUACUCAUUACUCUGUUGAAGCACCUUUGGCAGUGAUUACAGCCUCAAGUCUUCUUGGGUAUGACGCUACAAGCUUGGCACACAUUUGGGGAGUUUCUCCCAAUCUUCUCCGCAGAUCCUCUCAAGCUCUGUCAGGUUGGAUGGGGAGCAUUCCUGCACGGCUAUUUUCAGGUGUCUCCACAGAUGUUAGAUCGGGUUCAAGUCCGGGCUCUGGCUGGGCCCUCAAGGACAUUCAGAGACUUGUCCCGAAGCCACUCCUGCGUUGUCUUAGCUGUGUGCUUAGGGUCGUUUUCCUGUUGGAAGGUGAACCUUCGCCCCACUCUGAGGUCCUGAGCCCUCUGGAGCAGGUUUUCAUCAAGGAUCUCUCUGUACUUUGCUCCGUUCAUCUUUCCCUCGAUCCUGACUAGUCUCCCAGUCCCUGCCGCUGAAAAACAUCCCCACAACAUGAUGCUGCCACCACCAUGCUUCACCAUAGGGAUGGUGCCAGGUUUCCUCCAGACGUUAUGCUUGUCAUUCAGGCCAAAGAGUUCAAUCUUGGUUUCAUCAGACCAGAGAAUCUUGUUUCUCACAGUCUGAGAAUCCUUUAGGUGCCUUUGGGCAAACUCCAAGCGGGCUGUCAUGUGCCUUUUACAGAGGAGUGGCUUCCGUCUGGCCACUCUGCAAUAAAGGCCUAAUUGGUGGAGUGCUGCAGAGAUAGUUGGCCUUCUGGAAGGUUGACCCAUCUCCACAGACGAACUCUGGAGCUCUGUCAGAGUGACCAUUGGGUUCUUGGUCACCUCCCCCGAUUGAGCUGGCCAGGCGGCCAGCUCUAGGAAAAGUCUUGGUGGUUCCAAACUUCUUCCAUUUAAGAAUGAUGGAGGCCACUGUGUUCUUGAGGACCUUCAAUGCUGCAGAAAUUUGUUGCUACCCUUCCCCAGAUCUGUGCCUCGACACAAUCCUGUCUCGGAGCUCUACGGACAAUUCCUUCGACCUCUUGGCUUGGUUUUUGCUCUGACAUGCACUGUCAAUUAUGGACCUUAUAUAGACAGGUGUGUGCCUUUCCAAAUCAUGUCCAAUCAAUUGAAUUUACCACAGGUGGACUCCAAUCAAGUUGUAGAAACAUCUCAAGGAUGAUCAAUGGAAACAGGAUUCACCUGAGCUCAAUUUCAAGUCUCAUAUCAAAGGGUCUGAAUACUAUACUUAUACUUAAUAUUUUGUUGCUUUGUCAUUAUGGGGUAUUGUGUGUAGAUUGAUCAGGAAAAACAUUUAUUUAAUACAUUUUAGAAUAAGGCUGAAAUGUAACCAAAUGUGGAAAAGGGGAAGGGGUCUGAAUACUUUCCGAAUGCACUGUAUAGCACUAAGUACAGCAGUGGCGGUCAGUGCCGUUUAAGAUGAGGGAGGACUUCUUUUUUUUUUCAUGAGCACGGCCUUAUUUUUAUUACAGCAUAUUAGAUGACUGUAAUUCAUAUUCCAUUCAUCCAGUUCAAUGUAACAGUGAUAUGUUUAGCAUACUUCAAUUUUCCCUAUACCCAUCAUGAGGUUGCUACAACCUAGCCUAUGAAUGAAAGUUUACAACGUAGAUGUACACAGGUCGAGAUAAACAUUUGAGGUGACAGACAGUGACACAUGGACAGACAGUGACACAUUCAAACGUUCCGUUUGCUUCCAUUUAAGAAACAUCUUUCAACAGAAUUGGCAGAAUGAUACACCCCUGAUCACGAGUAAAUACAGUUAACUUUCAUAGCAGCCACAUUGUAUUCCUUUUCGCAUCUAUGCACUCUCCUCCUCUCACCUUUCCCUUCGCUUGUGGACCUCAGUGCACAACACAUCAGCUGUAUGUGACCAGGCGAAAAAACCUUUCCAAGCCAAGCCAAACCAUAUCAUCAAAUCAAAUCAAAUCAAAUCCUUUCCAAGCCAAACCAUAUCAUAACCGCUACACACAGCCUACAUUGUUGUCACCAUAUUAGCUAAAGUAAUGUCAUAGUCAACAUAGCUAAUAUAACUAACGCGUUAGUAAACCCGCUACAAUCAUGCAGUAACGUUACAGUGUACAGUCAGUAAGCAGUUUAGCAUUUACACCAGCGGGCCCCGGUGGCAAUCCAAAAGCUUACCUUGACAUGGAAGAGUUCCAGUGUUGUGUUGGAUAGUCAUAGCCAGCUAGCUAACAUAGCAUCCGUCUGUUUGAGCAGGGUGUUUGAGUAGGCUAAACAAGCUAGCUGCAUUUGCUAGCUAAGUAAGUGGAACUGAAAGUGAAAAAAAAAUAUGACAUUCUCUCACCACUGCAGUGCUAGCAAUCUGUAGCUUAUGCUUUCAGUACUAGAUUAAUUCUCUGAUCCUUUGAUUGGGUGGACAACAUGUCAGUUCAUGCUGCAAGAGCUCUGAUAGGUUGGAGGACGUCCUCUGGAAGUUGUCAUAAUUACUGUGUAAGUCUAUGGAAGGGGGUGAGAACCAUGAGCCUCCUAGGUUUUGUAUUGAAGUCAAUGUACUCAGAGGAGGACAGAAGCUUGAUGUCCUUUGGCUACACCAUGGUGCUACCCUACAGAGUGCUGCUGAGGCUACUGUAGACCUUCAUUGCAAAAUAGUGCUAUGAAUUAUUUGGUGACGUGAUGAUAUUUAGUAUAACUUUUUUAAUGUUUUACAAUUGUUGUUUUUAUGAAAUUCACUGAGGAGGGUGGUCCUCCUCUUCCUCCUUCCUGUGUGGUACAGGUGCUUGGGGUGACGAGUCGGGAGCUCAUUCCGAAGGGGACACGGUUCGGCCCUCUGGUGGGCCAGACCUACAGCAAUGACAUGGUGCCCAAAGAUGCCAACAGGAAGUACUUCUGGAGGGUAAGUGAGAGGGAUGGCACAAAUUGACACUUGUGGUCUCUCAUCCUGUGUAAUAUGUAUGUGAUUGUGUUUUUUUGCCAACGUGUUAUUUUUUGCUUUACUGUAAAGGUUGUGUGUGUGUGCGUGUGUUUGCCCGUUCGGGAGGAGGUUGUGUGAGGUCACACACACAGCUGUUCAGUUUCGGUGACGCAGUGCUUUUCCUCUCUCUGCUCCUCUCGGCAGUGCCAUGGUCUCACUGCUGGGAAACACACGCGCACACACACACAUGCACACAUACACACACACACUGACUCUCACACUGACUAAGCAAGGAAGUGGCCUAGGUCUUGCGAGCCACGACUUCCACUUGCAUACACACAGCUAAUGGUGUAGGCAUGCAAACAGCAUAUUCAUGACACAGACCCGACACAACAUCUAAACAACGGAGUCACUACACAGACAUGAGAUUAACACAGCCAUAACAUAGACAACCGGAACACUAUAAAGACAUGAGUCAAUCUGCAAACAACACUUCUUCCAGACAAAGAUCAACAAACAAAUUGAUGUAAAGCAGAUUGAGUGGAAAACUGUGGUAGAGCAGAAAUCCAGAGUGAAGGAUCCAAAAUGAAGUCUAUUUUUUGCUCUCCAGGAAUGUGUAGCCUUUUAGGUGUGCUGUAUUGGUAUAUAAAUAUGAUAAUGAAGUUAGAGUGAUGUAACACAGCCAGUUGUGAACUGACUCGAGUAGAGUUGUCAUACUGUCUUUCUGGUAGGAAAAAAAACACAGAUUAUGACCACACCCAGGUACCCCACCACUACCACCACUACCACCACCAACCAAAACACUCCACACCUUAUAUGAUAGAUAGAACAACAUCUUGAGUGACUUUAUUUCUCACGUCAUACUACUGGAUUGAUACUGUAACUUAGGUUUCAGAGCCGGGGGAGAAGGUUGUGUUGGUGUAGUCAUAUCUCUCUCUCUCUCUCUCUCUCUCUCUCUCUCUCUCUCUCUCUCUCUCUCACUCCUUUUAUCCCCUCCCCCCUUGUCUCUCUCCAGGUCUUCUCAGAGAGUCGGUUACAUCACAUCCUGGAUGGCUUGGACGAGGAGAAGAGUAACUGGAUGCGCUACGUCAACCCGGCCCGCCGUCCUGAGGACCAGAAUCUGGCGGCGUGCCAGACUGGCAUGGCCAUCUACUUCUACACAGUGAGAACUGUGCCACCGGGCCAGGAGCUGUUGGUGUGGUACUGCCCGGAGUUCGCCCGUCGUCUUAACUACCCGCCCCCCGGAGAGCUCUUAAUGGAGAGAAUUGGUACGUGUCUGAGUUGGAUUCUGUAAUGCAGAGGUCUUAAACUUGUGGCCUGCAAUCUGGCCCGCAAGUUGCUGUUUUGUGGCCUCCUCGACUAACAUCAGAUUCAUAUAGAAAUCAAGCCCGCAACUAAUGUACUUAAUAAGUUAUACUAGGCCAGCCUAACGGAUCCAAUCCCAUUUGAUCCAAUCUAAUAUAGAAUGGGACAAUAUGGGGUCUCUGGGACUUGUAUUCACUGCGGUGAGGGGAUGUGAAAAGCAAUAUGGUCCAUGAGUGUUUGGCACAACAUAUUGAAAGGAGUUCAGAGCAAUUCCUAGAGUUUCCUAGAGCAAUGGGUGGAUGUGGGUGGUUAAUCGAAGCCAAAGUCGCUCAGUCAAUGAUCCAGCCGCCUUACAAACUCUUUGUGUGGGUGUUUAACUAUAAAUAAAGGUCACACCCACAGGCCUUUGUGAAGGAGUUAGACAAAGCAGGAGAGGAGAGAAAAGAAAGGAGAGAAGAUCUAACUCCAGGUGUCACCAGGAGAGGUUUUGUCUCGUUAAGGCGAGACCAAUUUCAGGUCUCAAGGCAAAAUGUAAGUUUUUUCACACACACACACACACACACACACACACACACACACACACACACACACACACACACACACACACACACACACACACACACACACACACACACACACACAAACACACACACACUUAGAAGUGCACUGUAGGCUCACACGCAUGCAUGCACACAUGAACGCAUGAACGCAUGUGCACACACACGUACACACACACACACACUUACACCCAUCCAGAGGGGGGUGUUGAGGUGCUGACAGUUCUCUGGUAGGUCUCCCUUAUUUAUUUAGCUGCUCUUGAAGAGGAAGAGCGGGAGGAAAUGCUCCAUUGACUACUUCCUGGCAAGGCGUCCCGAGUUGACAGCUCCAAGAGUGUUGGUUGUUUGUUUGGAAGAGAGGGAGGGGUGGUCCUGUGAAACAAAUAGGAGAUAAGGCUUCUGUGUAUGUAUGUGUGUGUGUGUGCGUGUGCGUGUGCGUAUGCGUGUGUGGACCUCUUUAACUAAACCAGAAGUCCCCACAAGAAUAGUAAACAAACAAACAUUUGACCAACUGGGGACAUUUUGUUGGUCCCCACAAGGUCAAAUGCUAUUUCUAGUGGGUUUAGGGUUAAGGUGAGAAUUAGUGUUAGGGUUAGAAUUAGGUUUAGGUUUAGGGUUAGGAGCUAGGGUUAGUUUUAGGGUUAGGAGCUAGGGUUAGGUUUAGGGUUAGGGUUAAGGUUAGGUUUUCGGGUUAAGGUUAGGGUUAGGGUUAGGGUUAGGGUAGGAGUACGGGUUAGGGUUAAGGUAGGUUUUGGGUUAGGGAAAAUAGGAUUUUGAAUGCGACUGAAUUGUGUGACCCAACAAGGUUAGUUGUACAAGACUGUGUGUGUGUGUGUGUGCUAUUGCACUUAUUGUCAACUCAUCUCAACUUGUGGGGUUUCUGUCUUUCUUGAGAGCCUUUUACAGCAGUAUCACUGAUUUCAACUAAGAGUGAGGUCGUUAGGUGGAAAAAAGAGUUUUGGCUUUGUGACACUGACUCUUAAAUUUGUCAUGGUUAGACUAGUGCUGAUGUGACACAAUGCAAUUAGUCCGACAGAUACUGCUCAUUUUAUACGUUGAUAUGCAGUCGGUAAACUUGAACCCUUUGUGGCUUUGUGUGAAGUCAGUGUGUGAGUUCUCACCACAGUGCAGUUAAUGUGAUCAUUAGGGGUGACAAUCAGCACAAGUAAUUGGCAGUGCGCAAAAUAACCAUUACAUUUCAAAAAGGAAUAUCAUUCAGUGUGAAUUCCAAAGACUGCAUCUCGCGAUUGUGUCAUGUGCCGAUCUGUGCAAAAAGUACCAUAAAACUAUCAUUUGCAGCGUGAUGAGUUUAGUCACCAGUGCGAUGCAUUGGAUCUGUGCUCUUUUCCGGACGCUUAUAAGAAAUACCGCUAUGCCCUCCGACGAACCAUCAAACAGGUAAAGCGUCAAUGCAUAACUAAGAUUGAAUCCUACUACACCGGCUCUGAUGCUCGUCGGAUGUGGCAGGGCUUACAAACUAUUAAUGAUUACAAAGGGAAGCCCAGCCGCGAGCUGCCCAGUGAUGCGAGCCUACCAGAUAAGCUAAAUGACUUCUAUGCGCGCUUUGAGGCAAGCAACACUGAAGCAUGCAUGAGAGCACCAGCUGUUCCGGACAACUGUGUGAUCACGCUCAAGGUAGCGGAUAUGAGUAAGACCUUUAAACAGGUAAAGAUUCACAAGGCCGCAGGGCAAAAUAUUUUACUAGGACGUGUACACAUAGCAUGCGCUGACCAACUGGCAAGUGUCUUCACAGACAUUUUCAACCUCUCCCUGACCGAGUCCGUAAUACCUACGUUUCAAGCAGACCACCAUAGUCCCUGUGCCCAAGAACGCCAAGGUAAGCUGCCUAAAUGACUACCGACCCGUAGUACUCACGUCUGUAGCCAUGAAGUGCUUUGAAAGGCUGGUCAUGGUUCACAUCAACACCAUCAUUCCAGAAACCCUAGACCCACUCCAAUUCGCAUACCGCCCCAACAGAUCCACAGAUUACACAAUCUCUAUUGCACUCCAUACUGACCUUUCCCACAUGGACAAAAGGAACACCUACAGUGGGGGAAAAAAGUAUUUAGUCAGCCACCAAUUGUGCAAGUUCUCCCACUUAAAAAGAUGAGAGAGUCCUGUAAUUUUCAUCAUAGGUACACGUCAACUAUGACAGACAAAUUGAGAAUUUUUUUCUCCAGAAAAUCACAUUGUAGGAUUUUUAAUGAAUUUAUUUGCAAAUUAUGGUGGAAAAUAAGUAUUUGGUCACCUACAAACAAGCAAGAUUUCUGGCUCUCACAGACCUGUACUCUUCUUCUUUAAGAGGCUCCUCUGUCCUCCACUCGUUACCUGUAUUAAUGGCACCUGUUUGAACUUGUUAUCAGUAUAAAAGACACCUGUCCACAACCUCAAACAGUCACACUCCAAACUCCACUAUGGCCAAGACCAAAGAGCUGUCAAAGGACACCAGAAACAAAAUUGUAGACCUGCACCAGGCUGGGAAGACUGAAUCUGCAAUAGGUAAGCAGCUUGGUUUGAAGAAAUCAACUGUGGGAGCAAUUAUUAGGAAAUGGAAGACAUACAAGACCACUGAUAAUCUCCCUCGAUCUGGGGCUCCACGCAAGAUCUCACCCCGUGGGGUCAAAAUGAUCACAAGAACGGUGAGCCAAAAUCCCAGAACCACACGGGGGGACCUAGUGAAUGACCUGCAGAGAGCUGGGACCAAAGUAACAAAGCCUACCAUCAGUAACACACUACACCGCCAGGGACUCAAAUCCUGCAAUGCCAGACGUGUCCCCCUGCUUAAGCCAGUACAUGUCCAGGCCCAUCUGAAGUUUGCUAGAGUGCAUUUGGAUGAUCCAGAAGAGGAUUGGGAGAAUGUCAUAUGGUCAGAUGAAACCAAAAACAUUUUGGUAAAAACUCAACUCGUCGUGUUUGGAGGACAAAGAAUGCUGAGUUGCAUCCAAAGAACACCAUACCUACUGUGAAGCAUGGGGGUGGAAACAUGAAACGUGGCUGGGUCUUUCAGCAUGACAAUGAUCCCAAACACACCGCCCGGGCAACGAAGGAGUGGCUUCGUAAGAAGCAUUUCAAGGUCCUGGAGUGGCCUAGCCAGUCUCCAGAUCUCAACCCCAUAGAAAAUCUUUGGAGGGAGUUGAAAUCUGUGUUAACCAGCGACAGCCCCAAAACAUCACUGCUCUAGAGGAUAUCUGCAUGGAGGAAUGGGCCAAAAUACCAGCAACAGUGUGUGAAAACCUUGUGAAGACUUACAGAAAACGUUUGACCUGUGUCAUUGCUAAAUACUUUUUUUCCCCACUGUACGUGAGAAUGCUGUUCAUUGACUACCUCUCAGCGUUCAACACCAUAGUGCCCUCAAAGCUCAUCACUAAGCUAAGGAACCUGGGACUAAACACCUCCCUCUGCAACUGGAUCCUGGAUUUCUGACGGGCCGCCCCCAGGUGGUAAGGGUAAGCAGCAAUACAUCUGUCACGCUGAUGCUCAACACAGGGGCCCCUCAGGGGUGCGUGCUUAGUCCCCUCCUGUACUCCCUUAUCACCCAUGACUGCGUGGCCAAGCACGACUCCAAUACGAUCAUUAAGUUUGCCGAAAACAAAAUGGUGUUAGGCCUGAUCACCGACAACGAUGAGUGUUGGGACAGGACAACCACCUCUCCCUCAAUGUGAGCAAGACAAAGGAGCUGAUCGUGGACUACAGGAAAAGGAGGCCCGAGCACGCCCCCAUUCAUAUCGACGGGGCUGUAGUGGAGUGGGUCGAGAGCUUCAAGUUCCUUGGUGUCCACAUCACCAACAAACUAUCAUGGUCUAAACACACAAAGACAGUCGUGAAGAGGGCACAGCAACACCUAUUCCCCCUCAGGAGACUGAAAAGAUUUGGCAUGGGUCCUUAGAUCCUCAAAAAGUUAUAUAGCUGCACCAUUGACAGCAACCUGACUGGUUGCAUCACCGCCUGGCAUGGCAACUGCUCGGCAUCCGACCUCAAGGUGCUACAGAGGGUAGUGCGUACGGCCCAGUACAUCAAUGGGGCCAAGCUUCCUUCGAUCCAGGACCUCUAUACCAAGACGUCAGAGGAAGGCUCUAAGAAUUGUCAAAAACUCCAGCCACCCAAGUCAUAGACUUUUCUCUCUGCUACCGCACGGCAAGCAGCUCCUUAACAGCUUCAACCCCCAAGCCAUAAUACACCUGAACAGUUGAUCAAAUGGCUACCCGGACUAUUUGCAUUGACCCCCAUUUUUAUGCUGCUGCUACUUGCUGUUUAUUAUCUAUGCAUAGUUAUUUUAUUGUGUAACUUUUUUAACUUUAGUUUAUUUAGCAAAUAUGUUCUUAUACUGCAUUGUUGGUUAAGGGCUUGUAAGUAAGCAUUUCAUGUUGUAUUCGGAGCAUGUGAUAAUUACAAUUUGAUUUGAUUUGAUUACUUUGUGUGACAAAACUUUACCCUAAGUAUGUCUCUUUUUUUGAUGUCCCACAGAGCAGAACCAGGUUCGCGGAAAGAGUUCAGGGAAGAGGGGGCACAGCAUGUCCGAAAUCCUGAGGAAGGAGCCCACCAAGCCCCAUCCCCCUUGCCCCCGACUACCCAAAUCAGCACUGUCCCAAACCUGCAGCCCUGUCCUACCCCUUUGCCCCUCUGUGGUCUACCCCAGCUACCCACCCAUCCCAUACUGUGGACCCCCCAUCCCCAAAAGGACCCUCAGCAGCCUUGUCACCCCCCACAUGCACUUCCCUGUCAAGCCCAGCCUGGGCAGUUCCAUCACAGCCAAACAUUACCCAGUGUCCUCGCUGCCAGGUCACAUGUACACCAGUUCACUGUGCAGUCCCUUCCUCAUACCUCACUUCCCACUUGGCAUUAACAGCCUACUACCUCACACAUACCCCCUGUACAGUGACAGACUAGCUCCUCAUAUGCCACUUCCACCUCACAUGCUGCCUUUAGAGGGUUACCCGCACUCCCUGCGCCCAUCUGCCAAUGUACACAAAGAGCUCCUGCUCACUCUGACCACUUCCCACAAAAACUUCUCACUGCCCAAUGGCAGCAGAGAUCUGCCCCUUGCAUUGACCAAAAGCGAAAAAGACCUCAAUUGUAUGCCGACAAAUGGGCGCAAACACCUUGGGGACCAUGUGCCUUCACCAAAGAAUUACCUCAUAAACCUCCCUUUGACACCAACGGACAACUUCAGGGACUCUAAGCAUUCACCUGCCAGCAGCACCUUCGAUGACCAGCCUCUACCAGCCACCUCCAGGGCCUCAUCCAUGGCAACCUGUCUCGCACCCAGGGGAGGCUCACCGCCGGCAGGCCUGGCUGCCUCUUCUGACUACUUCCCCUCCAAGCACACAUCUGCCCUGCUGAGCUCCAUCCACAGUGCAGAGGAAGGGGCAGUGGACCUGCGGAAGGCCAGGCAUGGUGGACGGGUCAUCGGGUACAAGACCCUUUCCUACCCGCUUACCCGGAAGAAUGGGAAGAUCCGAUACGAGUGCAACGUCUGUGGCAAGAUCUUUGGUCAGCUGUCCAACCUCAAGGUCAGUCAGUCCCUCAUCAUAUGGCCCAUGUCUGAGAUCACAAGUAGUUUAUGUUUAGAUUAUAGUUUAUGCUAAUAUGAUAUUAUUAUUGAAAUAGUUUUGUUUAUGGAAAAGUUUGUGGUCAUACAAAGAACCUGAAAAAACUGCUGCUGGGCUAACAAAGUAGGAAAAUAACAGUAUAUACUCCCAAUUACACUGUAUGCUCCUAAUUGCCACCUUUAUUGGAUCGAAACCUUGUCAAUAAACAACCUGGACUCAGGGAUAGACGUAACAUAGUAAACAAAAACCCAGGACACUGAACUUAGUAUGAUAUGUUACGUUUUGUAUGGUAUGUAUUAAUUUGUGGAUGUCCAUCAUCCAUUUCAUAUGAUUCACUAUAUAUACAAAAGUAUGUGGACACGCCUUCAAAUUAGUGGAUUCGACUAUUUCAGCCACACCCGUUGCUGACAGGUGUAUAAAAUUGAGCACACCGCCAUGCAAUCUCCAUAGACAACAUUGGCAGGAGCAUGGCCUUACUGAAGAGCUCAGUGACUUUCAAUUUGGCACACUCACUACUGGUAGGCCACACAAGCUCACAGAAUGGGACCUGAAGUGCGUAGCGCGUAAAAAUAAUCUGUCCUCGGUUGCAACACUCACUACCGAGUUUUAAAUUGCCUCUGGAAGCAACGUCAGCACAAGAACUGUUAGUCGGGAGCUUCAUGAAUUGGGUUUCCAUGGCCGAGCAGCUGCACACAAGCCUAAGAUCACCAUGCGCAAUGCCAAGCAUCAGCUGAAGUGGUGUAAAGCUUGCCACCAUUGUUUUUGCCUUAGGUAACCUUCUGUCUUAUUUAACCAUACAAAACGUAACAUAUCUGACUCUGUACCGGUACCCCCUGUAUAUAGCCUCGCUACUGUUAUUUUAUUGAUUAUUUUAUUUUUGUUGUUAUCUAUUUUUUACUUAACACUUAUUUUUUUUACACCUGUUGUAUUCGGCGCAUGUGACAAAUACAAUUUGAUUUGAUUUGAUUUGAUAUCAUACACAUUUGAGUGUCCUGGAUUUUACUUUAAUAUGUUAUGUCUAGUGUAUGAGACCAGGCUGCAACAAAGGUGUUAUUGGGUGCAUAGGGCCUUUCUGUUCUUUUCAAGAAAUAGAUUUGUCUCAUCCUCUGUUUUUUGGGUUUCCACUUCUUUCAUUUCCUUUUUACGGCUAUCUCUUUCUAUGGCUAUCUUUCUAUGUUUCCUUCCUUCCUGCUAUUAUGUUUCCUGUCUCCAGGUCCACCUGCGCGUCCACAGUGGAGAGCGGCCCUUCAGGUGUCAGACCUGCAGUAAGGACUUCACCCAGCUGGCCCACCUGCAGAAACACUUCCUGGUUCACACCGGGGAGAAGCCACACGAAUGCCAGGUAUACUGAGACUUCACUGAAACGUCAUGCUUCACUGAUACCAUAUUUCUUCACUAUGGUAUACUGUACAAAGUUGCCAAUGGGAGCACAAAAUAACACAUCAUAUUAUUCUCAAGCAAGCCUGUGUAAACUCUCAUACUAAUCUUACUCUAUUACUAAAGAAACACCAUUAAUGAAAUAAUGACUCUCAUCCUUUUUCCCCCAACCUCUCUCUCUCUCUCUCUCUCUCUCUCUCUCGCUUCAGGUGUGCCACAAGCGUUUUAGCAGCACCAGCAACCUCAAGACCCACCUGCGUCUCCACUCAGGCGAGAAGCCCUACCAGUGCAAGCUGUGCCUGGCCCGCUUCACCCAGUAUGCCCACCUCAAGCUCCACAAGCGCCUGCACACUGGCGAGCGCCCCUACCACUGCCCACACUGUCCAUGCGCCUACCUUAAUUACUGUAGCCUCCAGGUGCACCUCCAGGGUUUCUGCCCCUCAGGCCCCGACCCCUCAGGCCCUGCUCCCUCUGUUGAGGAGCGUGACCGUGUCAACGCCGAGAUCGAGCAGUUCGACCUGAGCAAGGCUGCGGAACGCUUGGAGGCCAUGGCAGCGGAAGUUGAGGCGGAGAAGGGGAACAGCAGCAUUAGCGUCCUGCUGCAGGAUAUGGAAUUGGAGUGGAAGACCUCCGGCCAUCUUAGCGGCUCCGAUGAGACUAUGUCACUAGUCGAGCGUGGCCUACGAUGCAGCAGCGAGGGAAUCCUCUGUCCUUAG